ACUAUUUCUACCCUUCUCCUUUUUUCUUCUUCUUCUUUAUUCCUUUGUUUAAUAACAUUAUUAUGGGUCAACAAUCAAGUCGAGAACAUGCACCUUUGACAUUUGGCUACGUUGGUCAAAGCUCAAACGAAUUAAAUCAACAACAACAGCAGCAACAAGAUCAAGAUAGAAAGGAUUUUGUCUUGUCUAAUCCUCAUUUAUAUCAGUUACAAGCAGUCUGUAAGCAGUGUAACUCAACAGAAGAUGAGCUUGUAGUAUCAACAAUAAUUGGUGAAUCCUGUUCUAAAUGUCAAAAGCAAAAACGUCUUUCGCUGGUUCGAAAAGACCUGGCUGAUGAUUUACAAUAUAUCGAUGAAACUUAUUACCCUGAUUUGAUACAUUAUGAUAGUAAAGCGGAUGAUAUGGAAAUCGAAUUACUACAAUUAGAAAACGAUAACACUAGCCAAGUAUUGACUAUUGGUGAAGUUACCCACAACACUCCUGGUAGACCUAGACGGUUGACAGGGCCAUCCAUGGCUAUUGAUUUAUCCAACAGAUCGCUCGUAAAGUUAAGCCCUAGUAUUGGUUACUUGGAUGGUUUAACUAAACUAAACUUGUCCAAUAAUCAAAUGAAAAGUUUACCCAGAGAAAUAGGCUAUUUAAAGAAUCUUAGCGUGCUGAAUGUCUCAGAUAAUUUAAUCGAAGAAAUACCUGAUACAAUUGCCUUCUUGUCAAAAUUGAAAGCCUUAAAUGUUAGCGACAAUAACUUGGUUCAAUUACCAGCCGCCAUUGGAAGCUUACACAAGUUGGUUAUUAUUAUUGCAAACAAUAAUAGUCUAAAAUCACUACCUAGAGAGUUUAAAAAUCUGGUCAAUUUGAUCUCUCUCAAUGUAUCCAAUAAUCCUCUUAAAUCAUUACCUGCUGAAAUUGCCAAUCUCAAGUCAUUAAGGAAAUUGCUUACGGAUGAUUGCCCAUUUGAGGAAGAAUACAGUUACAACUUGGUGCACAAUCCUCCCUCCUUAUUUGAAACAUGCGCUCGUAUAGCUAUCAAGUCCCAAACAAAUAUUACAAGCCAGCUCGCUGACCAUAUCAAGGAGUAUCUUUCUCGGGCUGAUAAGUGCUCUUAUUGCAGUGGUCCCUUUUUUGAAAGUUAUGUUACACGGGCGCGAUUCAUUGAAAGAAGAGCCAGACAAUAUAUGGCACUGGAAUAUACUUUAUGUUCGGCUCAUUGGUCGAACGAAAAUGACAGGUUAUUGGCCAUGUUUGCAGAGCAGCCCGUAACUACUAAACGUCAUCAAAUUGACAUGGAUGGAUUAAAUGAAGAUAUCGUCACCGCCACAAGAAAUCGUGCCUAUAGUGAUCUGACUCCAAGUUCACCAAGUUCACAUGUUACGAAUGACUACUUCCCGAUUUCAUUAUUGAAAAGUCAACCGAACUUACCGGUUCUUCAACAAGAAAUCCCAUUGCAGUCACCAAGAGGAAAUCGACCUCGUGCAUCGUCUACUGCUUCGGUUACCAAAAGAUUUACAAACUUCAUGCGCUCUGGUAGCGGUGGAGGCUCUUCUACCCCAAGAAAUCGUAGUCAUAGUGGAUCAUCCACGUCUUCAUUAUCCUCUACGGUUGCACCACCUACACCGCCACCCAAAAGUAAUUUAAGAGAGUGGACUUCAAAUCAAGUUCCCUUGCCAUUAGAAAUAUAAAAUUUUAAUUGGUGCUGUUUCAAGUAUUAUAUUCCCCCACACACUUUUUUCUCAACCUCACACAGAGCGCUUACGCCUACUUAAGUGCUUCUCAUACAUCAGGCUUGUUUUUUCAUCUGGAAAAUAAACACAAAUCAUUUUUCUGUUAAAAUUGCGUAAAUGAGGAAUUGCUUGAUAAACAAAGUUCUCAAAUAGUAGCUCCUAUUGGAUAUGGCCCAGAUUUAAUUUCUAUUUUUAUUUAUUUUUUUUAAAAAAACAGGUAUUAUUUUGCAGUGAAAAAAUGUAGCUUCUUUUGUUCAAUCCCUAGAACCGAAAAUCUUGCAG
Molecule: messenger RNA, 2003 nt
Organism: Mucor mucedo
Lineage: Eukaryota; Fungi; Mucoromycota; Mucoromycetes; Mucorales; Mucoraceae
Exons: 2
Coding region: 63-1679 (538 amino acids)
Molecular function (GO): protein binding
Source: RefSeq, a predicted model, not a curated record